AUGUCGAACAACAACGCCGAAUUGAUUCGAAGCUACACAGCGGACGCAGAAGGCUACACCACUCACCAUAUUGAACCCACCAUUUCGAAGCUACCCAGACUGGCAAAUCCCCCAGACUAUGAGGUCUUCUGGGAACCGAACGACGCCGAAAAUCCUCGUCUCUGGUCAUUAUGGUACAAAGGCGUCAGUGUUGUGACAAUGAGCCUCGGUGCAACAGUCGUCAGUCUCUUCAGUACUCUAUACACAUCAGGAAUUCCCGGUCUAGAGGAAGAAUUCCACAUUUCAAGAACCGUCGGUCUCCUGGGUGUCUUUACCUACCUACUCGGUAUGGCGAUAGGAGGCAUCGUCUCUGCCCCACUAAGUGAAAUUGUUGGGCGACGACCGGUUUACUUGGUGUCCUUGACUGUCUUUCUCUUACUAAUCCUUCCAAGCGCCUUGGCUCAGAAUAUUGAGGCAAUUCUCAUCGGCAGGUUCUUCGGCGGUCUAUUCGGCAGCGCAAUCAUGGGGAACUCACCGGCUUCGGUGAACGAUAUUGUCUCUGAUACACACCGCGCUCUGGCGUUUGGAAUAUGGUCUAUUGGGCCUACAAACGGUCCAGUAUAUGGUCCUAUUAUAGGGGGCUUUGUUUACCAAUAUUUGGGUUGGAGAUGGACAAAUUGGAUUGUCUUAAUCAUUGGCGGUGCAGUUCUCGCUCUGAUGUGCUGCAUCAAGGAAACAUACGCCCCGGUGAUUCUUCGAAAGCGGGCAGCAACCCUUCGGAAAGAAACCGGUGAUUCUAAAUGGUGGACUCGCUACGACGGCGGAGAGAAAGUUUCGAAUCGCCUCAAGACUGGGCUCCGCAGACCUUUUAUCAUGCUAAUGACGGAGCCAAUCUGUAUAUUCUGGGCUAGCUAUGUCGCAAUCGUCUACGGCGUUCUUUAUCUAUGUUUCGUCGCGUACCCCAUCGCAUUCCAGACUGACCGUGGCUGGUCUCCAGGAAUCGGUGGCCUCUCCUUCCUUGGCAUCGGCGUCGGGGUUCUAAUCACCAUCGCUUGUGAGCCGAUUUUCCGCAAAGUUAUCAAUGCGCAUCGCAAAGAUCCUUCAACCGGAGAGGUGCCACCAGAAGCGAUGGCCAGCAUUGUUAUUCUCGGCGCAACACUUCUAGCAGUCGGCCAACUAUGGUUCGCCUGGACUUGCACGCCGAAUAUUCACUGGAUCGUGCCUAUUUUGGCGGGUGUACCGUUUGGCGCUGGAAAUGCCUGUGUUUUCAUCUACGCCAAUAACUACAUGGCCCGCUCGUAUGGUAUUUAUACUGCCUCUGCAUUGUCGCUGAAUAUGUUCUCUCGCAGCAUUAUGGGCGCCUGUCUUCCACUUGCGGGUCCGUCAAUGUACCGAGUGCUGGGGUUGAAUUGGGCGAGCACUUUGUUAGGCCUUGUUGAAGCGGCUUGUAUUUCUAUUCCGGUUGUUUUCUACAUAUAUGGUCAUAGGAUUCGCAAGUCAAGCCCAAUUAUUCAAGAGAUGGAGAGAACGAGAGGAUAG
Molecule: messenger RNA, 1518 nt
Organism: Penicillium manginii
Lineage: Eukaryota; Fungi; Ascomycota; Eurotiomycetes; Eurotiales; Aspergillaceae
Product: MFS transporter
Exons: 2
Coding region: 1-1518 (505 amino acids)
Biological process (GO): transmembrane transport
Cellular component (GO): membrane
Molecular function (GO): transmembrane transporter activity
Source: RefSeq, a predicted model, not a curated record